AGAAUCAGCCCACAGCAAGUAGGACACAACUUGUUCCCAGGUCACAGGAUGCCUCUGAUAUUAAGCCAGGAAGUGAUUGUAAGUCUGACAGUCCCUGGGAUGGGAAUGUUAGACUGUUCAGCAUCUAACACAGCACAGCCAGGCCGGAUCGACGCACACGACUGUCACUGACACAACUAUAUGGGUUUAAUUCACCCCGUUGGUUAUUUCAGUGCAAAUCUGUAUGUGUCUGAGACACACUCGUUUCAGAUGAAGAGCAGCCUAAAUUUGUUUCUUUUCAUAUUCAUCACCCACUUUAUCCUCCCCCUGCCUUUUCUUUCCAUUCCCUUUUUAUUUCUCUACCCCCUUCCCCUCGCAUUCCUUCUCCUCCUCGCCCCAUGUAGGUCAAACUUCUUUAUUUUCUUAUCUUUCCUCUAUUCCUUCUCCCACCCCCUCCUUUUUCUGCACCUUCUGCUCCUGUGCUGGAGAGCAGCUGAUAGGAGGUCAGGCAGGGACCUUUCAUUAUCAGCAAAAUCACUUCUGAUUCGGAGCAGAAGGCAGAGAGAACAGAAGCCCAGCUCCUCGCUGCCAUGGCUUCAGGGGCUUCUGAACAGGGACUCCAAGAGGAAACCAAAUGUCCCAUCUGCAGAAACUAUUUCACGGAGCCGGUGAGCGUAGACUGUGGGCACAACUUCUGCCGGGACUGCAUCUCUCAGCACUGUGACACAUGGACAAAAGGGGACUAUGACCCUUUGUGCUGUCCCAUGUGCAGAGCUCGGAUCCAGAAGGAGAAUCUCCGGCCCAACUGGGACCUGGCAAGAUUAACAGAAAUACUUAAAGAAUGGAAUCUGUGCAAGAAACACCAGGAGAAACUCAACCUGUUCUGCGAAGAGGACGGGGAAGCCGUGUGUGUGGUUUGCGAGAAAUCCCCCGAGCAUAGAUCUCACAAGGUGCUGCUCAUGAAGGAGGCUGCCCAGAAAUAUCAGGAUCAAUUCCAAACCCAUUUGCUGAUGCUGAAGGAAGAAAAAGAAAAGCUCACAAAAUGUAGACAGUCUGAAGAGAGGAAAUUGCAGGAAUUCCUGGAAAAGACGGAAGCCGAGAGGCAGAAGAUUGUGUCUGAAUUUGAGCAACUGCGCCAGUUUCUGAAGGAACAAGAGCGACCCCUGCUGGCAUUACUGGAAGAGCUGAAGAAGGAGAUUGCGAAGAUUCAGGACGAAAAGGUCGCCAAACUCUUCGAGGAGAUUUCCCGUCUCAGUGAGCUGAUCGGUGAGAUGGAUAAGAAGUGUCAGCAGCCGGUGAGGGAAUUCCUGCAGGGCAUCAGAUGCACCUUGAACAGAUGUGAAAAAAGGAAGUUCCAGCAGCCAGAGGAGAUUUCUCCUAAGCUGGAAAUCAAACUUGAUUUUUGGUGUCAGCAAAAUAUUGCCCUGAAGGCUACUCUGAGGAAAUUCAAAGACAUGCUGUCAUCUGAACUGAAGAGAGAAUGGGAAUUGUCUCUGCCACAGGGUGUAACAAAAACACAUACAAAGGUGAAUGUGACUCUGGAUCCAGACACGGCUCAUCCCAGGCUCAUCGUGUCUGCAGAUCGGAAAUGCGUGAGAUGGGGAAACACACAGCAGGAUCUCCCUGACAAUCCCAAGAGAUUUGAUUUUAUUCUCUGUGUGCUGGGCUGUGAGGGAUUCACCUCGGGGAGACAUUUCUGGGAGGUGGACGUGGGAGAUGGGGGACGGUGGGCCGUGGGGGUGGCCAGAGAGUCUGUGAGGAGGAAGGGAGAGAUCAUCCUGAACCCUGAGGGGGGGAUCUGGGGUGUGCGACAGUGGGGGGGCCAGUACCGAGCUCUCACCUGCCCAACAACCUUCCUGUCCAUGAGCUACAGCCCCCAGAAGAUCCGUGUUUCUCUGGACUAUGAACAGAGGCAGGUGACAUUUUUCGACGCUGAUAACAAGGUUCUGAUCUAUACUUUCCUGCUGGUCUCUUUCACUGGGGAGAGAAUCCACCCUUGGUUCCGAGUGGGGACGGGAUCUCAGCUCAGGCUCUGUCCCUGAGACAAGAGGGGAAUGUCCCACUGGGGACCCUGCAGUUUUCCCUUGUAGCCUCUGACGUCCUCAUCUCUAUGGCCCUGGCCAAGUCCCAGCUUCCCGCAGACCUUCUAAUGCAUACUCUGGAGUGUCCAAACCACAACAGGCUACCAGGGAGAGGUGGAGAUACAGAAGCCAAUCUCAUUGCCACAAGGAUUUGACACCUGUUUGUCACGGUCCUCAGUGAUCCAGAAGGACUCUAGCUGCCUGUAGGGUCGGAGACUGAUAGAUGGGAGCCGUAGUUAAUUAAAGUGAAGGGCAGUGAAAAGGAGAGAGACACAAAGCAACGUACGUGACAGUGGGAUUGGUGAAUGCUAAUGAAAGCGAUGCUGUCACUCACGGCAUAGUUCAUCCAUUCAAUGCACUAUUGGGGCAUGAAAAGUAGGGCCACUUCUGUGCCUUUAUAAGGGCUUUGUACAAAUUUUGCAACUUUUCUCUUUUUUAAUUAUUCAGUGAUCACUGCCGGGGAAAAAUUGUGCCAGGUAAAGGGCUGGUGCAAGGCACUUGCAUCACAGAGCAGAGGGAGCAAGGUCUAGGUUGCAAGAGGGCAGACUUUGGGAAAUUAAGGGAAUUAGUUAAAGAAGUCGCUGGACUGACGUUCGCAAGGACUGAAAUGCAAAAGCAGCUUGGAAUUUCUCUGGCCCAACUGUACAAAAGCUAGCUGAAAUUUACAUCCCAAACAAGGGAGGGAAACUUGUAGGAAAAGGCUCCAGACCUGGCUGGCUGGAUAACCACCAAUAUGGAAAGGGAAAAUGAUGAGCAAAGAAAGCUACAUCAAGGAAGAUAGAAAAAUGUUCGAAUAAAGUGAGAAUUGCUGAGAGUGAUGCGGAAUUAGCUCUUGCCAAAUGAAAUAAAACAAAUACUGAGUGGUUUUUUAGUUACAUAAAUGAAAAGAGAAUGAGGAAGGAAGUGGUAGGGCCACUAUGCACUGUGGAUGGGAAAGAGAUUAAAGAUAAGCUACAGUAUAGCCCAGAAGCUAAAUUCGCAUUUUGCCUUGGUUUUCAGUGAGGAUGAUCAUAUGAUCUUACAAAGUAUUAGCCGAGGCAUUUCCAGCAGAGGCUGAGAAGUAUCAAUGACAUUGCACAAGGCACUGGUAAGAUCUCAUCUGGCAUACUGUGUAGAGUUCUCGUCUCCCAUGUUCCAGAAAGAUUAAUUUAAACUGCAAUAGGUACAGAGAAGACCUAGUAGGAUAAUCAGGGGAAUGGAGACAGGGGUGCUGGAAUGGGGGGACCAGGAGGCCACGGUCCCCUCACUUUUCACAGUGGGUGGGCCAGGCCCAUCCACUUCUUAACAUGAGUGUAGUUUGAGGGGCAGGGAGCUGCAUUGCCCCGCCAAAAUGCAAGCAUCAGGCAGGCGCGGAGCGACACAAGCAGGGGCUGCACUUCGUGACCCCUGCCUGCAGCGCCAGCCUCUUCCCAGCCGGCCCCUCUCAGUGGCCCCACCUCUGCUCCUCCUCUUCCCCCCAGGGGCCCGUCCCCUGGCCAGGCCAGAAGGCAGAGCCAGCCUGCUGCCCAGGGAGUCCAGGCUGCUGUGGGGAGCCCUGGGCCCUCCAUCUGCCCUGGGCGAUGCGGUAUAAUCGUGUGACAGAAUACAGCUCUGCAUUCACACCCUACACACUAUUGUAAUAAUCUUUGUACAAAGUAUGACUUGUAAGUGAGGCUGUGAAUUUGUCACGGAAGUCACAGAUUCUGUGACUCUCCAGGACCUCUGUGACUUCUGCAGCAGCCGGUGCAGCUGGCCCGGGGGCCGCCUGAGCAAUUCAGGCAGCCCCUGGGCCAGCCACACCAGCCACUGCUGGGGCAGUCUCGCCCCCCCCCU
Messenger RNA from Chelonia mydas (Green sea turtle), 3872 nucleotides. Its product is annotated as zinc finger protein RFP. The coding region runs from base 570 to 2021 and encodes 483 amino acids. The transcript is spliced from 7 exons. Gene Ontology annotation, molecular function: protein binding; zinc ion binding. The record is from RefSeq and is a predicted model, not a curated record. NCBI's taxonomy places the organism in Eukaryota, Metazoa, Chordata, Testudines, Cheloniidae.